AUGCAUGGCCCACCCUCGACAAGCAAACAGAAGCACCGUGGCUUCGAGUUUCUUGAACCAUACCGGUGUACAGCGCGCGCGCAGCAUUCGGCUGGGGCAUGCCGGAGCGCAUCCGGAGUGUUUGCUAGCUUUGCUAGCCUCGCGCGACACUUUCCCACCCCACAAAAAGUGACGAUGCAAGCAGACGCCUUGUGUAAUGCGGGCCAUCCGAUUGGGGAAAGACGGGCAGUUCCCCUAGCCAAUCACGGGCGCGUCGCGUGCGUUGUCCACACCGAGCAGCGAUGGGCGGCGCCGGCUCGUGAAACAUGCAUCCCAGCAGCUUUCCAGAACGAGGCGCGACGACAGAGCCGUUUCGCAUGCGUGGAUCGCGCAGUGGUGAGAGAGGCGCAUCGCAUGUCCGCACUGCGCGCUGAAGCUUUUCGUGAAAGUUCGCCGAUAUCGACCGUCGCCGUCGUAUAA
Molecule: messenger RNA, 459 nt
Organism: Trematosphaeria pertusa
Lineage: Eukaryota; Fungi; Ascomycota; Dothideomycetes; Pleosporales; Trematosphaeriaceae
Exons: 1
Coding region: 1-459 (152 amino acids)
Source: RefSeq, a predicted model, not a curated record